This is a messenger RNA of Pomacea canaliculata, 1846 nucleotides long. Its product is annotated as UPF0764 protein C16orf89 homolog. The transcript has 8 exons. Gene Ontology annotation, cellular component: cytosol; membrane. Lineage: Eukaryota; Metazoa; Mollusca; Gastropoda; Architaenioglossa; Ampullariidae. The record is from RefSeq and is a predicted model, not a curated record. The coding region runs from base 259 to 1380 and encodes 373 amino acids.
GCAUUCACCCUUUGCCAGCUUUUGCCGCGAAGUUAAACAGGCAAAGACGGACACUGAGACUCGCAAACUGUCUCAGUCGACUGUCUUUGUGUAAGUAAAAAGAAGAACCUAGCUAACUCAGCAAAAAAAAAAAAGGCAAGAGAGUUUAUUGUGGAGGUUCCAUUCCCCUUGGGACAAGACACACCUUUCCCCAACCUUCAGCACCCUUACCACCUCUUGCAAGACGGCGGCGUUUUCGUGUCGGUUGAAGCUUCCAGCAUGUCGGCUGCACAUUUCCCACAAACGGUCGGCUUUGUUGUCCUGUUGUUGUUUGCUUUCUGGGGAGACGUUGCGAGUGUGCCGUCAGACAGCGAUGCCAGACUGUUGUCCAGAGUCAUAGAGGCCGUGCAGAAAGGACUCGAAUUCUUUUCUGAAGACUAUUCCGACAUCAAUGUUGACGGUCUCUUUGGACUGAGGAUUGGACAAGGCCAGAUUGUCGCGGCAGUGGAGGAGUGCAAGGCCAGCGGAGGAUGCCCGAAAGACCUGCAGCCCCGCCUGGAGAAAAUCAGUGAUGGAGUGGAGCAGACUUCCGCCGCCGCCAUGUCCUACGUUGAGUUAGACGACCCGGACUACUUCAAGCGCUUCCUGUACAUCAUCAACAGCCCCUACCUGCUGCAGUACCGCCCCAAGAAGAUGAAGAACCUGGACAGCACGCCGGCCGGCCAUGAUGCCACCUAUGACGAGGAGACGGGCGACGCCUGCUUCGCCAGAAUCAUGGGAACCUACGAGGAGAAUGGGAGGAAAGUCAGCAAAUGCAACUUUGCCAAGUCUUGUUGGGAUUUGGUGUCGAAGAAAGAUACUUCAAACUACUCCAUCACUCAUCAGCUACUCUACUUUAUUUUGGUUGAAAAGACCGGCUGCGUAGAGGAGCUGGAGAAGGCGACGGGGGCCAGCGUGCAGGACAUCCAGGACCGCUUCUGUGGCUCCAUCUACAACGAGGUGCUGAGGGAGGUCAAGGACGGGGCGGUGGACAUCCUGAACCAGGAUCUUUUCUUGGAACAGGUGAUGCUGUGCGGCAUCCUGGGAUACGAGGAUUUCGUGCAACGCGAUUGGAUAGAGAUGGUCCUGAAGUGGCAGAGGCCCAAUGGCUGCUUCUCGCUGCCCAAAUAUCUGGUUGCCAUGGAGAAGAAGAUCGAGGAUAAUAACGCCGCAGAGAAAAAACUGUUGAAAGACCUUCAAGACGAAGUGGAGAUGAUAAACAAACAACAUCCGACAAGUCGAAAACUCAUGAGAGAGACAGUCAUGAACGAUGGCUGUCUCGCACACAAGUCUGGUCUUGGCUUUGGGACCCUGUGUCUCUACCUGCGUUACCUCGUCCGCCAGAAUUAUGUUUCCUUGUGAUGUUAGACCUUCCACCUAUCUGUUACAUUUUAGUCAUCUCCGUCUGAUGUGUUCAUUCUAAGAAAUUCUCAGACUACUUACUUAGGGAGAAAGACAUUUUAGCUGCCAAAAAGCAUUAAAAUAUUUUUGCAAUCACAAAUUUAAAUUUUAAGGUUUUAAAUGACUUUAAGUUAUUUUAUAUUUCCCAAAUCACUUACAUGUUUACCGAUAAGACCUAGCUUUCAUGUAACUUGGUCUGUUAAUACUUACUCAAACAUGUUUCAAUUUUACACCAACUGUAGGAGAUUCCAACUGACUGCGUUGAUCGCAGACAGUGCUAAGAAUUAAAUGCGGAUUUUUUUCUGGUUAGAGUAUUAAGCUAGUAUGAAAAUCUUGUUUUAUCAAAUAUAUGAUGAUGAUGACGACGACGACGACGACGAUGAUGAUGAUGAUGAUGGCAACAAUAACAACAGGAACAUACCUGUCA